Messenger RNA from Grus americana (Whooping crane), 12775 nucleotides. It is a transcript of the gene HMCN2, whose product is annotated as hemicentin 2. Gene Ontology annotation, biological process: synapse organization; homophilic cell-cell adhesion. Gene Ontology annotation, cellular component: neuronal cell body; axon; plasma membrane. Gene Ontology annotation, molecular function: calcium ion binding; axon guidance receptor activity. The record is from RefSeq and is a predicted model, not a curated record. NCBI's taxonomy places the organism in Eukaryota, Metazoa, Chordata, Aves, Gruiformes, Gruidae. The transcript has 79 exons. The coding region runs from base 46 to 12267 and encodes 4073 amino acids.
UGAAGACAGAAGGGGUGUCCCCAGCAUCUGAGGGUCUCCUCCACAAUGCCACCCCACAGAGGGGUGUUUGUGGGUCUCUGGCUGCUGCUGGCCCCCAGUCUCGCCGAGCCCCCCCCCAGCACAGGAGGGGCCACCCUAGCCUUUGUCUUCGACAUCACUGGCUCCAUGUAUGACGACCUGGUGCAGGUGAUGGACGGGGCCUCACGCAUCCUGGAGCGGACGCUCAGCAGGAGCAUGAAGCCCAUCAGCAACUACGCGCUGGUCCCCUUCCACGACCCAGAGGUGGGACCCGCCACCCUCACUGCGGACCCCCGGCUCUUCCAGCGGCGCCUGCAGGAGCUCCGUGUCCAGGGCGGAGGGGACUGCCCGGAGAUGAGCGUGGGAGCCAUCAGGCUGGCUGUGGAGGUCUCGCACCCUGGCUCCUUCGUCUACGUCUUCUCGGAUGCUCGGGCCAAGGACUACGAGGAGCAGGAGGAGCUGCUGCGGCUGUUGCAGCAGAAGCAGACCCAGGUGGUGUUCGUGCUGACGGGGGACUGCGGGGACAGGAGCCACCCCGGGUACCGUGUGUACGAGCGCAUUGCGGCCACCAGCUCUGGGCAGAUCUUCCACCUGGACAAGCAGCAGGUGACAGAGGUGCUGAAGUGGGUGGAGGAGGCCAUCCGGGCCUCCAAAGUCCACUUACUGUCCACGGACCACGAGGACGGUGGUGAGCACACGUGGCCCGUCCCGUUUGACCCUAGCCUGAAGGAGGUCACCAUCUCCCUGAGCGGCCCUGCCCCAGGGAUCGAGGUCCGGGAUCCAGCAGGAAAGGUCCUUGAGAAAGGCCAAGGUCUGAAGGAACUGCUCAGCAUCCCCAACUCAGCCGUGGUGGUGGCUGUGGAGCCCCACAAGCCAGGAACGUGGUCGGUCACGACCCAGAGCAGCGGCCGCCACUCGCUGAGGAUCACGGGCAUCAGCAACAUUAAUUUUCAAGCCAGCUUCUCCACUCAGCCAGACUUUGAUGCCAGCCAGCGCGGGGAGCGGCCGGUGCAGGGUCUGCCCAUCUCUGUAGUGGUGAACUGCACCGGUCUGAAGCCGCCUGGGCACUUGCAGGAGAUCGAGCUCUUCAACACCUCCGGCCGUGCCCUCCUCUCGCUGCCCGCACGGCCCCUCUCCAACACGUCCUCGGAGCAGCUCUGGGUGAGCUCACCACUCCACGUCCCCCCGGGCGACUUUCUGCUGAAGGUGAAGGGCAAAGAUGCCCAGGGCCACCCCCUGCACCGCCUCUCUGGGGUCACCUACACCAGCAUAGUCCCCGGUCUACCCAAAAUGAACAUCUCCAGCAAGAUCCAGGCUUACAACCGUGAGCCGCAGCUGAUCUCCUGCUCCGCACAGAGCGAGGUCCCUUUCCGCCUGCAGCUCAGCCGGGGUAGGAUGAAGCUUGGGGAAGAGCAGCUCUUUAGGCACUGGGGGAACAUCAGCUGGUUGAUCCCUGCGGUGUCCAAGAAUGAUGAGGGGUUUUAUGAGUGCACAGCCACGAGCAAGGUUGGGGCGACACGGGCUCGCACCUACGUCUCUGUCUCAGAGCCACCGCCACGUCUCAUAGCCCCAGGCAACAUCACGGCUUCACCGGGCCAAGACGUGGUCAUGUCCUGCCCGGUUCUGAGCGAUGUGCCCUACAACCUGACGUGGAGCUGGGAUGGGAAGGUGGCAUGGCCAGCAGACAGCCGGACCAGGCUGCUGCAGAACCACUCGCUGGAGAUCAGCCACGUGCAGCCGGGGGACGAGGGCCUCUACGAGUGUGUGGCACGCAGCGCCCACGGCACCGCCGCUGCCUCCCUGUGGCUCUUUAUCCAGGAGGCGCCGUGGGUGAAGGUCGACACCAGCCCCCAGCGUUUUGGCAGGGGCCAGGAGCUGCGGCUGAACUGCACGGUCGGGGGCCACCCCCUGCCCCACGUUACCUGGAAGCGCUGGGGCUGGGCGCUGGAGCAGGACAAGAGGGUUUUCACGGAUGCUCAGGGCACCCUGCACAUCAGGGCUGCCGCCCCAGAGGAUGCGGGGAAUUACAGCUGCUACGCCAGCAGUGUGCUGGGCUGGGACGAGCAAGCCGUCACCCUGGAGUUCACUGAGCCUCCCGCCAUCCUGGCAGUGACGCCCAGCCUGAAGGCGCUGGUGGGAGAAGACGUGACCCUGGAGUGCUGGGUUUCAGGGGUGCCCCCACCCCGCAUUGUGUGGUACAAAGGCGAGCAGGUGGUGGCGGCGUUCCCACCCGGCACCCAGCGUGCCAUCCUGCGGCUGCAGGCAGUGCGGGAGGAGGAUGCGGGGCGGUAUGUCUGCGAGGCUCUCAGCAAUGCCGACGUCACCUUUGAUGGCACCGUACUGGAUGUGGGGUCUGCCCCUCACUUUCCUGAGCCCCUGGGGGAUGUGGCGGUCGAGGUCGGGGAGAGCGUCAGCCUGCUGUGCCGUGCCGAGGGCUCUCCCCCACCACGGGUCACCUGGUCCCGGCAGGACGGGAAGCCCGUGACGGGUUGGCAUGGGCCGCAUGGUGUUUCCAGCCAGCUGGAGGCUGCCGAGCUCCUCAUCAACAGUGCCUCGGAGGAUGACCAAGCCAUCUACAUCUGUGAAGCUCAGAACGAGUUUGGGAAAAUCCGAGCGGAGGUCAAGCUUGCAGUCACUGGACACGCCCCAGAAAUAGCUCUUGCAUCCCCUGUGGUCCACGCGCUCCCAGGUCAGCCCGUGUCGCUGCCCUGUGUGAUCCUGGCCGGGAGGCCGUUCCCAGCCCGUCGCUGGCUGAAGGACGGGCAGCUGGUAGCCCCAAGUGGCCGCUACUCUGUCCGGGCAGACGGGAGCCUGCACGUGGACCAGGCGUUGCAGGGGGAUGCAGGGAGGUACACCUGUGAGGUGACCAAUGCCUUCGGCUCGCACAGGCAGGACACGUCCCUGGUCAUCCACGUUCCUCCCAGCAUUGAGCUUGGCCCUGUCCUUGUCACUGCCACCGAGGGAGCAGCGGUUGCCCUGCGGUGCAAUGCCACCGGUGUGCCCCCCCCUACUGUUACCUGGACAAAGGGCACAGAGCCCGUCUCACCGAGCUCACGCUACCACCUCAAUCCCAACGGGACCCUCCUGAUCCCUUCACCUUCCCCUGGGGAUGCUGGGACCUACUUCUGCACAGCUACCAACACGGCAGGCUUCUCCAUCCGGGAGAUGCAGCUCUCCAUCAGCACAAAGCCCAGGAUCAGCGUGAACGGAUCGCAGGCAUUGGACCCUGUAACUGUCCUGGCCAUGCUUGGGCAGGAGACCACCCUGCCCUGCGAGGUUCAGGGCUAUCCCCCUCCCUUGGUGGUGUGGACCCAGGAGUCCCGGCCGCUGCCUCUUUCCACUGCAAGGUACAGCGUCCUCCCUUCCGGGUCCCUCCGGCUGGCCAAGCCCCAGGUGAUGGACACUGGUCUCUACACCUGCACGGCCAUGAACACCGCAGGGAACGCCUCGCUCAGCUACAGCCUGCAUGUCCAAGCUCCCCCCCAGCUGCUGAUCGGCGAUGGGGAAAGCCAUCUGACGGCCGUCACCAAUAACUCCCUGAGGAUUCACUGUCGUGCCACGGGCAUGCCCACACCCCGGAUCCAGUGGCUGAAGGAUGGGCACCCGCUGAGUGAACAGGACGGUGUGGUGGUGUCCGAGGAUGGUGGGACCCUGCUGAUCAUCCGUGUGGGACUCGGCCAUGAAGGGCUCUAUGUCUGCCAGGGCAGCAACUGGGCAGGGGUGGCCCAGGCGGAGGUGCAGGUUUCAGUGCAAAUGCCUCCAAACAUCGAACCCAGCGUGGUGGACCUGGCCGUCCUGGAGAACAGCACAGUGUCCCUGGAGUGCCUGGCCUCAGGACUGCCUGCUCCUGACAUCACCUGGUACAAGGGGCAUGAGCAGCUCUUGGCCGGGCUGGGUCGGACCCUGUCCAGGGAUGGGAAGCACCUGGAGAUCCAGCAUGCCCAGCUCUCCGACGCCGGCAGCUACCACUGUGUGGCCUCCAAUGUGGCCGGUGUCACCGAGCGCUGGUACAGCCUGCAGGUGAAUGUGCCCCCGUCCUUCUCCUCGGCAGAGCCCGCUGCCGUGUCUGUGCUGGAGGGGCAGUCCGUCAGGAUGGCCUGCGAGUGCCGUGGGAUCCCAUUCCCCACCCUGAGCUGGCGGAAGGAUGGCAAGCCACUCUCUGCCCAGCCCGGGAGCCCAAAGCUGGUGUCCACAGGAGGGAGCAUGCUGUACAUUGAGAAGGUACGGCUGGUGGACAAGGGGACGUACACAUGCGAGUGCAGGAAUGCUGCCGGCAGCAGCAGCAAGGAGCAUCACCUGGAGGUGCAUGUGCUGCCGAGGAUCCAGGGCAGCAGCAAAGCCCCAAGGAAGGUUUCUGUCAUCAAGGCUGGCGAGACGGUUUUGGAGUGCGAGGCCGUGGGGACGCCACUGCCCAUGGUGACGUGGGUGAAGGACUGGCAGCCUGUGACCAGUGGGGAUGGGCUCCUGCUUACGGAGCAGGGGAGGCGGCUGCACAUCCCCAAGGCGGAGGUGGCCCAUGCAGGACGCUACGCUUGCCUGGUGUCAAAUGCGGCAGGGCAGGAGCGGAGAGAGUUUGACGUUACAGUGCAUGUUCCUCCUGAGUUCAUUCAAGGAUCGGGAUCGACAACCAACAUCAGCGUGUCUCUGCAUGGAGCCCUGACGCUGACCUGCGAGGCCACCGGUGUUCCCCUACCCACAGUCACCUGGUACUGGAAUGGAUCUCCCAUCACCCCCAGUGAGAACACACUCGUGCUUUCAGGGGGCUGGGUGCUGAGGGUCAACCGUGCACGAGCCCAGGAUGGUGGCCGCUAUUCCUGCCUGGCCAGCAACAUAGCUGGGGAGGCCAGGAGGCAUUUCCACGUGGAGGUCCUAGUUCCUCCCCACAUUGAGAAUGCAGAUGAAGAAGAGACCAUCAAAGUGCCUGAGGGUCACCCUGUCACCUGGUCCUGCCUGGCUGCGGGCAACCCCCAGCCUAAGAUCACCUGGCUGAAAGAUGGCCACCCUCUGCCUAUCAAAGACACCGUCUCCAUCUCCCCUGAUGGCUCCGUGCUCCACAUCCCCCAAGCCUCCCUGUCUGACGCUGGCCGCUACUCCUGCGUGGCCUUCAACUCUGUGGCGAAUCAAACCAAGCACUACCUGCUAGAUGUUUCAGCCGGUCCUACCUUUGCUGGAGAUGCCCAUGAUACUGCCACAGAAGAAGUCACAGUGAUCAUCAACAAUCCCAUCUCCCUGGUCUGCGAGGCUCUGGCCUACUCGUCUCCCAACAUCACCUGGCUCAAGGACGAGGUUCCUCUCAAAGCAUCUAGAAACAUCUACCUGCUCCCUGGUGGCCAUGGGCUGCAGAUCCUGAAUGCCCAGGAAGAGGAUGCAGGCACGUACAGCUGCAUCGUGGACAACGAAGCUGGGGAGGCUGUGAAGAACUAUGCUGUGAAGGUCCUGGUUCCUCCUUGGAUUGCCAGAGAUGACCCUUUGGGGGAAUUUGCCAUGAAAGAGGUGAAAACCAGGGUCAACAGCACGGUGACACUGGAGUGCGAGACCUGGGCUGUGCCCCAACCAACCAUCCAGUGGUACAAGGACAAGCAGCUCCUGGAAGGCGCUGGCCACCUCCAGAUCCUCAGCGAGGGGCAGAUCCUUCAGAUCAAACCAGCCAGUGUCUCUGAUUCGGGGCACUACACCUGUGUGGCCACCAAUGCCGUGGGUGAAGACAACAGGGACUUCAUUGUGCAUGUCCAAGUGCCACCCCUCUUCCAGCAGCAGACAAGCCCCAGUGAAGCCCUCGCAACCUUCUACCGGGAGGAAGACCAGGAUGGGGAGGUGACGGAGCACCGACAGGCUGUCCUCAACCAGCCCACCGCGCUCUACUGCGACACCAACGCAAUCCCACCUCCCCGGCUCACCUGGUACAAGGACGGGGAGCGUCUCUCCCCUGGUCCGGGGGUGCUGAUGCUGCUAGAGGGCCGGGUGCUGCAGCUGCCCGCGGUGCGGGAGGAAGACGCGGGCAGGUACACCUGUGAGGCGGCCAACGCGGCGGGACAGGACCGCCUGCACUAUGAGCUGGAGGUGCUGACCGCCCCGGCCAUCCACGGUGGCGCGGAGGACCUGGCUGAGGAGGUGAUGGCCACCGUCAACGGCACCGUCCGCUUCAAGUGUGAAGCCACCGGGCACCCAGUGCCCACGGUGUCCUGGCUCUGGAAUGACGUCCCCAUUGUUGCCAGCCCACGGCACCAGCUCCUGGAGGGCGGCACGGUCCUGCAGGUGGCCGCGGUGGAGGCAGGUGACACCGGCAGCUACACGUGUGUGGCUGAGAACCCGGCCGGGUCAGCCGAGAAGCACUUUGCCCUCACUGUGCAUGAAGCAACCCGGAUCAUGGGUGCAAACCCCGAAAGCAUUGAUGGCAUCGUCAACGGCAACAUCUCGCUGGCAUGUGAUGUCCGAUCCCACCCCACUGCAGAUAUUACCUGGUACAAGGAUGGCCGUGUCCUGCGGCUUGGUGAGGAGGGGACGGUCACCCCAGGCUCACGGGUGCUGCAGCUCCCUCACCUGCAGCUUUCCAGCUCGGGCACAUACACGUGCGUGGCGCUGAAUGCGGCCAGCCGGGAUGAGAAGCGCUUCAUCCUCACUGUCCACGAGCCCCCGGGCACCCAGGACCCGCAGCAGGAGAUGCUGGAUGCUGACGUGGGGAGCCCUCUUGUCCUGACCUGCCAAGUCGGCGGUGUGCCUGCGCCCGUCGUCACCUGGCUGAAGGACGGCAGCCUGCUGGAGAGCAGCCUGGAGCAGGGCCUGGUGUCUGCGGGGGGGCAGCUCCAGCUCAGCCCCCUGCAGCCCUUCCAUCAGGGCCGAUACACUUGCCUGGCGCAGGGCCCGGGCGCCGAGACACGCAAGGACUUCGUGGUGCUGGUGCGAGUGGCACCCCGGAUCGCCAGCGUGGGGGUCCCCAGCGAGUACAGUGUGCUGGAGGGCAAAGGGGUGAGGCUGGAGUGCCGUGCAGAGGGGCAGCCCACCCCUGAGAUCUCCUGGCUGAAGGAUGGGCAGCCCCUGGGGCUGCAGCCCCCUUCGCGCACCCGGAUGUCCCCAGACGGCAGCUCCCUGCUCCUUGAGGGGCUCCAAGCUGCCGACUCGGGGGUGUACAGCUGCCUGGCCCAAAACAGCGCAGGCGAAGAUGUGCGGCUGCACACGCUGAGCGUGCUGGCCCCUCUGUCCCCUUGCCCAGUCCCCCCUGCCAUCGAGAGAGGUGCUGACGACUUGGAGGUGGUCCGUGGUGUCCUGUCCGCAGCGGUAACGCUGGAGUGCUGGGCGCGGGGGUCCCCUCCACUGCACGUGAGCUGGCUGAAGGAUGGGCUGCCCCUGCGCCUGUCCCCCCGCGUCACCCUUUUCUCAGCUGGGCAUGUCCUCCGGAUCUCCCAGGCACAGCUCUCCGAUGCCGGGCUCUACACCUGCGUCGUCUCCAGCCAGGCAGGGGUGGUCGAUCGCAGCUUCAUUCUGCAGAUACGGGUGCCCCCCGUCCUGGAGAGCUCGGAGAGCAGUGAGGAGCAGAUGGUGGCUGAGGGCUCCAGCAUCACCUUCACCUGUGAAGCCGCUGGGUCCCCAGCACCGGCGGUGACCUGGCUGAAGGACGGCGAGCCUCUGGCACAGCAGAGCAACCGGGUGCCUGGCAGCCCACGGCUGACCCUGGAAGCUGUGGGGCCGACUGACACGGGGGUGUACUCCUGCCUGGUGGCCAACGAGGUGGGGGAGACCAGCAAAGCCUUCCACAUCCUGGUGAUGGAGCCACCCCGCGUCGAGGCUGCACCCCAGCCCACUGAGAUGUCCAUCGCCAUGGGCACCCCACUAGAGCUGACGUGUGUGGUGACGGGUGUCCCCGUGCCCACUGUCACCUGGGAGAAGGACGGACGGCUGCUGGCAGGGCCCUGGCUCACGUCAGGGAAUGAGAGCACCCUCCACAUUGAAAGCACAAAGAUGGCUGACGCUGGCUUGUACGCCUGCCUGGCCACUAGCCCUGCCGGGGAGGAUAGCAGGAGUUUCCACAUCAGCAUCCAAGCACCUCCCAGCAUCACGAGCAUUGCAGAGACCCCCAGCAUCACCGCUGUGGUGGGGGGGGAGCUCAUCCUGGAGUGCCCUGGGGAUGCUGUGCAACCCCCCCACAUUGAGUGGUACCGGGAGGGCUCCCCACUGCAGGAGGAUGCCCGCAGGCAGGUCCUGGCCGAUGGGCGCUUCCUGAAAAUCCAGGCCGUGGGGGCGGCGGACGGCGGGGAGUACAGCUGCAGGGCCACCAAUGUGCUGGGGGACACCAGCCCGCGCGUCCAGGUGGAGGUUCUCGUGGCCCCAGAGAUCCAGCCGGGCCCCGAGGAGGCGAGGGUGCUGCUGAACAGCUCAGCAGUGCUGCCGUGCCAGGCGGAGGGGUGGCCCGUGCCCCGGGUGACGUGGCAGAAGGACAGCCGUCUCCUGCAUCUCCGUGGGAGCAACAGGCUGCAGCUCCUGCCAGGUGGCUCCCUGCAAAUCAACCCUGUUCAGGUCCAGGAUUCGGGCUAUUACCUCUGCAUGGCAUCCAGCCCUGCCGGCUCCGACCGGCGAGGCCUGGACCUCCACGUCCUGGUCCCUCCCGCCAUCACCCCCGGGCCCUCCAACCUCACCCUGCUGGCUCAGCAGCCAGCCACGCUGGGCUGCGAUGCCUGGGGAUCCCCUGAGCCCCACGUCAGGUGGGAGAAGGAUGGCCACCCCCUGAACCCACACCUCCUGCCCAGGACCUACAGCUUGCAGUCCUCGGGGUCGCUGCUCAUCGCCAGCCCCAGUCCCCGGGAUGAGGGGCGGUUCGAGUGCGUCGCCACCAAUGCCGCUGGAGAGGCACGCAAGGUCUUCCUCGUGUCCAUCCACGUGCCCCCUACUAUUGCUGAUGACCUUACGGAUGUGGUUGUCAACCGGUUGUCCCCCGCGGUCCUCACCUGCUACGCCUCUGGCGUGCCCCCACCCAUGGUAUUGUGGAGCAAGGAGGGGGCUCAGCUGGGCAGCCGAGGAGGGGGCUACCGCGUCCUGCCCACAGGGGCCCUGGAGAUCAGGCAGGUGCUGCCUGCACAUGCCGGCCACUACACCUGCACAGCGAGGAGUGCUGCUGGCACAGCCCAAAAACACCUCCGGCUUGCGGUGCACGAGCCCCCUGCCUUGAAGCCCCUGCCUGGCAUGGUGAUGGUGAUGGUCAACACCAGCACGGUGCUGUCCUGUGAGGCAACCGGGGUCCCCCGGCCAGAGCUCACCUGGCAGAAGGACGGUGUCGGCAUCACCAGAGGGCCCAGGCUGAAGGUGCUCCCCAACGGGCAGCUGCAUCUGCUCCGGGCCUCCCCGGGGGACGCGGGCACCUACCUGUGCGUGGCUCGCAACCCCUCGGGCACUGCUGCGGGGAGGACCAGGCUGAUCGUGCAAGUGCCCCCCAUCAUCGCAGCCGGCCCAGCGGAGCUGGCUGUCCUGGAGGGGCUGGAGGUGCUGCUGCCCUGCGCUGCCCACAGCAUCCCUGAGCCUCGUGUGUCCUGGAGCCGGGAGGGAGCUCCGGUACGGGGUGGUGGGGAGAAGGCCACCAUCCUGCCCUCGGGGGGGCUGCUGCUCCGGGAUGUCCAGGAAGGGGACGCCGGGACCUAUUCCUGCACCGCGGUGAACUCAGCUGGGAGGGCUGUCCGCCAGCUCUCCCUCUCUGUCCACACUCUGCCCACCUUCACCCGCCUGCCUGGAGACGUCACCCUGAGCCGGGGCGAGAGGCUGGAGCUGGUGUGUGCCGCCACGGGCAGCCCCCAGCCCCGCGUCUCCUGGACGGCCAACGGGCAGCUCGUCACCGACGGCGUGUCGGGGCAGAGCGGCCAGAGCACCCUGCGGCGGGAGGCAGCCACCCACGCUGACAGCGGGACUUACAUCUGCCAUGCUGAGAACAGCGCUGGUGCCAUCAGGACCACUGCCUUUGUCUCAGUCAGAGAGGCACCCACCAUACAGGGGGACCCCAGCACCUACCAGGUGGAGCCCUCUGGGGGUGAUGCCAUCCUCGACUGCAAUGCCCGGGGCCACCCCGCACCCCUUGUCCGCUGGAGCAAGGAUGGGGUGCUGGUGGCAGCCAGUGGGCACCUGCGCCAGCUGCAGAACGGCUCCCUGGCCAUCCACGCCGUGGGGCGUGCUGACGCAGGGCACUACCGGUGCGUGGCAGAGAAUGACGCAGGCACAGCGGCAAAGGUUGUCACCCUGGCCCUGCAGAGUGCCCCCACGGUGGCGGUGACACCACGAGCAGCGGUGGCGCACACUGGGCAGUGGGUGCUGCUGCACUGCGCCGUGUUGGGGGAGCCCACCCCCUCCGUGGAGUGGCAGCGGGAUGGGGAGCAGCUGCCUGAGGGUCCCCGUGCCCGUGUCCUGCCUAACGCAACGCUGCUCCUGCCUGCUGUCAGCCGCUAUGACUCUGGCAGCUACUCCUGCCUCGCUCGCAACGCCCUGGGGGCCGCUGUUGCCCAUGCCUCCCUGGCCGUCCAAGGGGAGCCGCGCCGGGUGCGGGGCAGCCUGGUUGGCGUCAUCAACACCCAUGAGCUCGGCGUCGCUACCCUUGAUGCCAACGUGCUGGAAGACCCACGCUCCGGUACUGCCACCAUCCGGAGCAGCACCAGCAGCAUCCCACCCGCUGUCGGGCCGCUGAUGCGGGUGCUGGUUGCCAUCAUCGCCCCCGUGUACUGGUCCUUGGCGCACGCCACGGGGGAGGCCUGGAGCGGGUUCCUGCUCACCUGGGGCACCUUCCAGCACGAGUCGCAGCUGGAAUUUGCUACAGGGGAGCUGCUGCAGGUCACUCACCGUGCCCAGGGUGUGGAUGCUGCGGGCGCUCUGCUGCUGGACAGUGUGAUCAGCGGCUCCGUGCCGGAGAGCAUCGGCGAGGCCGUGGUGUUGCUGCAGGACUUCAACGAGCGCUAUGUGCAGACGGGCACGGGGCAGCUUUCGGGGGACUCGGUGCAGAGCUUCCUGCUGGACAGGCGUAUUGCUCGUGCCCGCUGCAAUCACACCAUCGUGUACGACCCCCCCGUGGGCCCACAGCCCCCCUGGGUGCAGCACGUCCGGGCCAGAGCUGUCCAAGCCUCCUACGACCCAACCUCGGAGGAGCUCCGCUUCCAGCUCCGCGCCUCACUUGAUGCAGGGGCUGACAGAGAACGGUGCCCACCGGGAUUCACCCCGGGCCCUCAGCGGCUGUACUGCACUGAUGUUGACGAAUGCGCCGAGGGGUCCCAUGCCUGCCGCUACAACCAGCUCUGCCAGAACACCGCAGGGACGUAUCGCUGUGCCUGCCCUCCCGGCUACCGUUCGCUGGGUGCCGGCUGGCCGUGCUUGGACGUAAACGAGUGCCUGCAGUUUCCUCCACCGUGUGCCUUCAAGUGCCGCAACCUGCGGGGCUCCUAUGCGUGCCUGUGCCCCCCCGGCAGGACCCUGCUGCCGGGCGGAGAGUGUGGCACAGCAGAGGUGGAUGGAGGGGGCACAAGGAGCAGCACCCCCCGGGAUCCCCCCCUGCGCUGGCUGGGGCCAAGUAGUCGCCCACAGGGAAGGUCCUUCUACACCCAGCUCUCCCUCCGCCGCGUGGCGAAGGCUGCAGGGCUGGGUGCCCGGGGCUCUCCCUGCCCCACCGGCUUCAUCAAGAGGAACGGCACCUGCGCCGACCUUGACGAGUGCCAGAUGCUGAACCAGUGCCAGCACGAGUGCAGGAACAGCCCGGGCAGCUACCGCUGCGUCUGUCCCCCCGGCUACCGGCUGCUGCCCAACGGGAAGACGUGCCACGAUGUGGAUGAGUGUGCUGAGGGCACGAUCCAGUGUGGCUCCAGCCAGAUGUGCUUCAACACCCGCGGAGGUGCCCAGUGCGUGGAUGCGCCGUGCCCAGCCGGGUACCGGAGAGGCUCCAGCCCUGGGCUGUGUGUCGGUCGCUGCACCCCGGACUGUGGCUCAGCUGGCCCCCCCACGCUGCAGUACCAGCUGCUCACCCUGCCCCUCAGCAUCGCCGCCGGCCGUGAUGUGGUGCACCUCACCCCAGGUGCUGCCCUCCACUACCACCCCAUCUUCACGCUGCUGGAGCGGGAGCCUGGCAGCCCCUUCACCCUCCGCACCGAGCAGGGCCAUGGCAUCAUCUCCACCCUGCGCCCGCUGCGGGACCCCGGCACCCACCGCCUCAAGGUGCAGGCGCUGGCCCCGGGUGGGCAGCGGGCACCCAGCACCUUCCUCUUCCUCAUCUCUGUCUCUCCCUACCACUACUGACACAGUCGAGGGACAGGAGGGGACGCGGGGUCACUUCUCCUGUCCCUCACCAAUGCGCCGGUGCAGGCACGUGGCUCAGGGAGAGCUGAGCUUGCACCUUUCCUCUCCCCACCCACCCUCUUGCUGUCCCCUGCCUGCGUUGCCUUCACCCGGGGCCAGUCCCUGACUCAGCAGGGCCCUGGGGGUGACAAGAUGUCCCGCCAGCCUCUUGCAAUCAGGUUUUGUUGCAAACCCGCAACUUGCGCUUGUGAGCAGCCCCAGAGCAAACACUGCUCUGGGUGGCCUUGGCCACGAUCAGCCCCCAGAUAAUGAGGGGGGGAUGAGCUGGGUGACAGCAGCCAGUGAGGGCCCUGCUGGGGUGCAGAGUGGGGUGCCCUGGGCUGGGGAGGGUGCAGAGCACCCUGGCAUUAACAUGUAUUAAAUCGAAAUAGCCAUGUGUUCAAUUUUUUUUUUUUUAAUCCACUUGGUUUCUGUGCACACUUUUUUAUUUAUGGUUUUGUUCCAAAUA